Messenger RNA from Diospyros lotus (date-plum), 2302 nucleotides. Its product is annotated as putative pentatricopeptide repeat-containing protein At1g16830. The record is from RefSeq and is a predicted model, not a curated record. The coding region runs from base 81 to 1484 and encodes 467 amino acids. The transcript is spliced from 7 exons. Gene Ontology annotation, molecular function: protein binding. Lineage: Eukaryota; Viridiplantae; Streptophyta; Magnoliopsida; Ericales; Ebenaceae.
GUUCCUGUGGUCGCUCGGCUUUCCCGACGCCCGGCUACAGCCACGGUCAAAGGACUCGUUCGGCAAUUGCAGGGCGUUGGAUGCGUAACGAAGCCGCAAACCUUAUUGCUUUUGUUAAGGAUUUUCUGGCACGGAGGCUCCGCGAUGUGAUCAACAUUCAGCUUGUGCUCAGGAAAAUGCUGAGAAAAGGGUAUUAUCUUAAUGCCAAGACAUUUUCAGUUGUUUUUAGUUGUUUUUGUAAAUCAGGAAGGCUAGCGGAGGCAUUGCAACUAUUGGGCCUGAUGAUUUCACUUGGCAUUCCUACUACAGUUGGGGUCUGGAGUAUUCUGAUUGAUGGGUUCUGUAGGUCUGGGAAACUUGUUUUCGCAGCUUAUUUAUUGGAGAAGAUGGUUGAGACUGGGUGUUCACCCAAUGUUGUAACAUGCACUUCUUUAAUUAAGGGUUUUAUGGAAUCCCAUAUGCCUGAAAGGGCAAUACAUAUCCUCCGUGCCAUGGAAUCUAAGGGAUGUUCCCCGGAUUUGGUUCUUUGUAAUGUCUUAAUAGAUUGUUUCUCUAAGAUGGGGAUGCAUGAUGAGGCACUUGAUCUCUUCUGUAGUUUGCCAGAUCGAGAACUAAUACCUGACUCUUAUACUCUCUGUUCUAUAAUCUCAGCUCUCUGUUUAUCCAGACAAUUUACUCUUCUACCCAUUCUAAUCGGUGGAGGAUUUCCCAUACAAGCUGACCUGGUGCUCUGUAACUCCCUUCUAAGUUUUUUUUGUAGAGCUGGUUAUCCACCUGGUGCGAUUGAGUUUUACAAUGACAUGAUAGAUAGAGGUUUUCUUCCUGAUGGGUAUAGUUAUUCUGGAUUACUGAGUGGACUCUGUGGAACAGGAAGGAUUGGUGAAGCAGUUAAUGUUUACCAUGCAAUUGUCACAAAUCGCCUUUGUCUUGACCCUCACCUUCAUACUGUAAUCAUAGACGGGCUUAUAAACUAUGGUAAGUUUCACAGGGCUAUCCAGUUAUUUAGGAAGGCUGUUCUGGAGAAAUACCCACUUGAUGUUGUUUCAUACACAGUGGCCAUCCGUGCAUUUUUUAGAGGUGGUAGGACUGUGGAGGCUUGUAGUUUGUACAACCAGAUGAAGGAGAUUGGUGUACCCCCAAAUGCGCAUACAUAUAAUGUAAUGCUCUUUGGUUUUUCUAGGGAAAGAGACAUAAGAAUGAUUAGAGAAAUCCUAAAAGACAUGGCUGAAGCAGGUUUUGAACUGGACAUUAGUAGAUUUCAUAUGAUUAAGAAUCUCCUCAUGAAAUCAUGCUACUCUCAUUCAGCCUUUGAUCUUUUCUUUGACAUGUGCACUUCAGAGUUGAUUACUGAUAAGGCUAUGGGCGCACUCCUGCUCAAAGGGCAUGCUCUUGGCUUGAACAUAGAUGGUAAUGUGGUCAAUAUUCCAGAAGUUGACACAUCUGACUCUGAUGACAUAUCUAAUGUGGCUGCUGCAGUGGGUUAGAUAUUGCUGUCAAUUUUUUAUUAUAUCUAAGAAGACUGUACAACUCCUAUUCUACGAAGCUUGUUAAGCCACCAAUGAAAUUAGCCAUGCCAAGCUCCUCAAGUAAUUGGUGGUCAUUUGAAGUUGUUGGUUUCGUGAAGGAUCAAGCUUAGGAACAGAUAGCAGAACAGAUAGAGGACAAGUCUUUCGUAAUUGGUAUUCAUGAGAAGUGUAUUCUGCACGUGCUGGAUCUGGAUUGUAAAAUCCUUGAGAAUGAUGAUGAUACAAGUUGCCUGGGCAACAUUUGGUAUUGAGGCAAAGCCAUUCUGCUAAAACUGCAAACCCUUGGUCAGGACUGGUUCCUGACACUGUCAUUACUGCUACUGCAUAUGAUAGGUGAACGUGAUUGUCUAGACAAGUAUGAACAGCCAGGCAAGCUCCCAUACCGGAGAUGGUAGGGUAGCCUUUUACUGGGAUUUUUGUCGAGUUCAUCACAUAAACUUGGGCUCACCAAAUUGAUAAUGGUAUGCAAAAUGCGUGCAAGCAAGUCAAUGGUUAAAUGACCCGAAUGUGGUCAAAUCCACUGUUAUUGAAACUGGAAGUGAAGAUUGGAGCAGUGAGGUAAAUGAUUUGCGGUAGUAAAUUCAAGAAUGGGAUGAGACAUGAUAGAUUGUUUAGGGGAUGCAGAGCAGUUCAAAAUGAAUACUUGAUUAAAAAAAAAAAAAAGAAGUGCUUGUAAGAUUUGUUUAGUAUUAUGUAUUGCCAUUGCCUUUAAUAUAUUGGUCUUCUCAUUGAUUAACAGGGGAAGAGAUUUUCAUGUCUCUCUCUAAUAUGAUCAA